GCUCGAAAGCACAGCACAGAGGAGGCGCUCCGGUCAAGUUGUACUCCGGUCGGACGCGAGUUUUCUGCGCUUGAUAAAGAUCACGGAAACGAUGCAGAGCUGGAUCAUAUAGCUGCUGCUUUGGAAGUAUUUGUGCUGCAAACAGAGAGCCCAAAGCUGCAAGACAUGAAAUCUUUGUCGAGUGGACGAUUAUAGUUUAUUAAAUAAAGUUACUGCUGUUGGCAGAGAAGAGGCAGUUUUUUUUGUUUGUUUUUUUGCUUUUUCAAUUGGACCAUUGUCCUGAGGCAGCUGCUCUUUCAAUGUGGGAUACAGUUUUGGUGCUGUCGCCAGGCUGAAAUCCUCCAGGGUCAGGACCUCUCUCAUGGCAGCCUUACUCCUUGGGCUGCUGCUUUUUGCAAUGCAGUCUCCCCCCAUCCCCUCCAGGCCUGUGGCUGACGAGGGGCCACCUUCUCCUCCCACCUCAUCGCCCACCGACAACGGGACCACCAGCCACCCAAACGGGACCCUCCAACAGCUUCCUCAGAUUAUAAUUAUUGGCGUGAGGAAGGGGGGGACGCGGGCGCUGAUUGAGAUGCUCAGUCUGCACAGUGCGGUCGCUGCAGCUCAGAACGAGGUGCACUUCUUUGACUGGGAGAGUCACUUUCAGAAGGGCUUGCCUUGGUAUCUCAGCCAGAUGCCAUACGCCUUCCCAGACCAGCUGACGGUAGAGAAGACGCCGGCCUACUUCACCUCCAGCAAAGUCCCCAAACGUAUCCAUCAGAUUAACCCUGACAUUAAGCUGCUGCUCAUCCUCAGAGACCCCACAGAGCGGGUGCUGUCGGACUACACCCAGGUCUUUUACAACCGUCUCCAGAAGCACAAACGCUACCAGCCCAUCGAGUCAGUUCUGGUGAAGGACGGUGAGAUCAACCUGAGAUACAAGGCUCUCAAUCGCAGCCUGUACUAUGUUCACAUGCAGAACUGGCUGCAAUACUUCCCACUGGAGAGCAUUCACGUUGUGGAUGGGGAUGAGUUGAUCAGGGACCCCUUACCUGAGAUGAAAAAGGUGGAAAGAUUCUUAAAGCUACUACCCCAGAUAAACGCUUCAAAUUUUUACUUCAAUAAAACUAAAGGAUUCUACUGUUUGCGAGACCACGGGCGAGAACGGUGUUUACACGAUUCGAAAGGCCGGGCUCACCCACAUGUGGCACCCGCCAUCCUGCAAAAACUCUACCAGUUCUUUCACGAACCCAACAAGAAGUUCUUUGAGCUGGUGGGCCGAACAUUCAACUGGAAAUGAACGUUUGAGUCACAGUAGUUUGGUGUAGAGUUGCUUGGGGAUAAUCUCCAUGAGCUGUCCUGUUUUCCUCAAUAACAAUGUAGAUGAUGAGAUAAAGCUAAUGUAAAUUCAAACUAAAUCUAUUUUUGUACUAGUACGUUUGUUACAGGAGUUUGAUGGAGCCAAAUAUCAGGGCAGACUGCAGUUCAUGACAUGCUCUGUUAGUGCAUGUCUUGUUUUUUUUCUUUUCAUUGUCAAACAUAUGCAUUUUGAUGUCUUCUCACCACUGUUUAGCUCGUCUGAUUAAGGCAGACUUAUUAUGACUGAUAAUGACAUUCAGACUUUAGACUGUGCCAGUUAAUGUGUUAUAUAAAGCUAAGGCAGUUUAAUAUUGUCAUACCUUCAUUCGCUUCAUAUAAAAUAACAUUAUUAACGUCUAACUGCAUUUAGAGCUCUGAAGGACCUUUUACCUGCUGCUAUGAUUUUCUCAGUCACUUUCAGGCACAAGCUGUACUGAAUAUGUAUUUGCUCUUUUUUGUUACUCGAAUAUUUCUUUAUGUAAGAGUCAGUUAUAUAUAUAUAUAUAUGUUUUGUGCACAUCUUAUAUAUAUUUGCCGAUUCAUUAAGGUGUACUGUAAGUAAUUUUUUUAAAAAGUGAAUAAUUAAUACCAUAAUAAAGAUGUAUUUUAUUUUUA
Messenger RNA from Micropterus salmoides (largemouth bass), 1953 nucleotides. It is a transcript of the gene hs3st1, whose product is annotated as heparan sulfate (glucosamine) 3-O-sulfotransferase 1. Gene Ontology annotation, molecular function: [heparan sulfate]-glucosamine 3-sulfotransferase activity. The record is from RefSeq and is a predicted model, not a curated record. NCBI's taxonomy places the organism in Eukaryota, Metazoa, Chordata, Actinopteri, Centrarchiformes, Centrarchidae. The transcript has 2 exons. Bases 362 to 1279 code for a protein of 305 amino acids.